Wyeomyia smithii (pitcher-plant mosquito) is the source of this 18837-nucleotide messenger RNA. It is a transcript of the gene spen, whose product is annotated as protein split ends. Gene Ontology annotation, molecular function: mRNA binding. Lineage: Eukaryota; Metazoa; Arthropoda; Insecta; Diptera; Culicidae. Gene Ontology annotation, biological process: regulation of transcription by RNA polymerase II. Gene Ontology annotation, cellular component: nucleus. The record is from RefSeq and is a predicted model, not a curated record. The transcript is spliced from 10 exons. The annotation marks the transcript as partial.
UCUUCCUAUACAUACAACGCAAAUCGAUACAAUCAAACGAAAAAAAACUAUUACCAUUCCUAUCACGUGCACACUAACGACCAUCGCUUGCGUAGAUCGACCCCAAUCAAUCAUCAUCGAAUAUCGUCCAACAGCUGGUACAACAGCAGUAGUGCAACCAAUAGUAGCGGCAGCGGCGAUAACCAAUCGAUCUCGCAGCAUCCGACUUGCGGUGCUGGUCCAACGACGCCCACACGUAACCUAUACAGCGCUGUCGUUGUUCAUCCAGAUACUUCUAAUUCAGCGCCGGCGGCUUCACCUGCGUCAACGCCUUCCACGUUGAAUUCUACAGCUGCAGCCGGAAUUGUUGGACCCGCACUGUUGCCCACCAGUAACAUCGAGCGCAUUCGCAAUAAUAACAGUUAUGACAAGCUUUCCUUGAGGAAGACACAGAAAUCACGUUCGUCCGACUCAGAAUCGCCAAGUGACGGAGGACUCCACCAUCAGCCGCAACAUCAUCACAUUUCGCAUCAUUCGCGGCAUACCUCUCCGAUCUCAUCGGCGAAUCACGUUCACCACCACCAUCAUCAUCAUCAUCUUGGACAAAACCACAACCACUUCGGUGCUGCUACUAGUAGCAGCCAUUCCACGCAGCAACAUACGCACAUUAGUCGGAGUGAUCGGUCCAACUCGAGAUCCCGGUCGCGAUCACCUAGUUCGUCGUGUUCGUCCACCAACAGUACAACAACAAGCCAGUCCAACGAAACUUCGUCGACAACCAGAAGUCCAGCUACACUUGUCCCAGGAGGAUGCAAUAGCAGUGCGCCGUUCGGUAGUGGUCGAGAAGUACGCUCGGAUCGAUUAGACCGUGAGCAAAUCUGCAACCGUGGAAGUCUACAGUCGGCGGUAACCGUUAGUAGUGGAAACAAUAAUGGUGGAAGCAGUUCAGGUGCUAGUAGUAGCAGUGGUUCCGGUGGUGGAAAUUUAAACUGCCACUCGGAGGAUAAUCGACCACUCGCUAUUUGUGUACGAAAUCUACCUGCCCGAUCUUCCGACACUUCGCUGAAAGAUGGUUUGUUUCAUGAGUACAAGAAACACGGGAAAGUGACAUGGGUGAAAGUUGUAGGACAGAGUACCGAUCGGUAUGCGCUAGUGUGCUUCAAAAAGCCAGAAGAUGUUGAAAAAGCAUUGGAAGUAUCCCAUGACAAGUUAUUUUUCGGUUGCAAGAUUGAAGUAGCGCCAUAUCAGGGCUACGACGUUGACGAUAACGAGUUUCGGCCGUACGAGGCGGAGUUGGACGAAUACCAUCCCAAGUCCACCCGAACUCUGUUCAUCGGUAAUCUAGAGAAAGAUAUCACCGCUGGUGAGUUACGGAAACAUUUUGACUGUUUUGGCGAAAUAAUUGAGAUCGACAUCAAGAAACAAGGAGUUAGUGCAUACGCAUUUUGUCAAUAUUCGGACAUUGUUAGUGUAGUGAAAGCAAUGCGUAAAAUGGACGGUGAACAUUUGGGUAGCAAUCGAAUCAAGCUUGGGUUUGGUAAAUCGAUGCCCACAAAUUGUGUAUGGAUCGACGGAAUUUCGGAUAGUGUUGGGGAAGGAUAUCUGGAAUCUCAGUUUGAUCAUUUUGGAGCCGUUUCUCGUGUGAACAUUGAUCGCGAAAGAAAACUGGCGUUGGUUUUCUUCGAACAGGUUCAGUGUGCGCAGGUAGCUGUGAAAGAAAUGCGUGGUGCGACGUUACGCGGUCGUAAACUGCAAGUGGAUUUUGCUUCGCGUGAAUGUCAGGACGCUUUCUUUGAUAAACUGGACAAACAAACCAAUCCGUCUUUUGGUUCACCGCGUUUCGAUUCUGGUACCAGCGGUCGAUAUAGUAACAGUCGAUACGUGGAAGGUUCCAGUCGAAGUAGAGCCGCUUCCUUCAGUAGACCCAGUAAUCCUCUGAGUCUUAGUGGGGCAGUUUCCCCUAGGCUUGAUCCAUCACCUGUUUCAUCCAAUAGAGGUGGUGGAGUAGGAAGUAAUUCCAGUACUCGAUCUCGAAUUGUUCGAUAUUCGAACGAUGAUUACUAUUUGGACGGCGCUAACAGCACUCACAGCAAUGAAAGGAGGUUUCGCAACUACGAUGAGUAUAGUCAAGGUUCUGCUGCCAGUUCACAUGAGGAUUCAUACGAGCACGAUGGGGGAUAUAAUAGCAGUCACACGCGGAGUAGUGCUCAUGAUCGGUUACAACCACCACCAACUUCGGAUUCUCCUCCGCCGAUUGUGGCAUCAAGCGGGUUAUCAUCGUCGAUACAGUCCCGCUUGGGAGAGGUUGAACCACUUGUUGGCGUAGCCAGGAAACGAAAUGAGAAAAGUCCAGGUGAUAUACGAUAUUUACAGAAAGAAAGAGUGCAUAUUUUAGAACAAUUAGAAGAAUGCCCGUCCAGUGGUGAUGAAUUAGUGAGUCCAAAGAAACGUAUCAAAUACAAUUCGGAUGCUCACCAUAGCAGUGACCCAUCUGAUCAUCACCAUCCUCAUUAUUCUUCGGAUGGUGUGAAUGACACGGCUUGCAGCAGUGCAUGCGAUUCGGCAGUGAUGGCCUCUGCUGGAGGAAACGGCGGCGGCGGGCAUCAUCACUACGGAAGCAGUAGUAGCAGCGGUAAUCAUUACAACAGUCACCAUCAGCAUCAUCAUCAUAAUAGUAGUGAAAAUUGUGUGCAGUCUGGUUUUUCAUCCUCUGCGGUCGCGCAUCACAGAAAAUGCGUCGAAGUACGACGUCUCUCAGACUGCAACUUGCAGCAAUCAAAAACAUUAUCAAGCCAAUCAACGCCUUCAUCUAUGCAUAGUAACAAUAAUAGCAGAAGACCGUCCACUGACAGCACUACGUUGCAUCAAAGACAUGGUAGCAGUAGCAGUAAUAGUUCUUCCAGUUUACAACAAUCACAUCUAGAUAGUGGACACCCCUAUCCGCAUUCGUUAAGUAAACGGCGGAAAACGAUCCUGAACAGUGACAAUAGUAUGACUGUUAUUGCAAGUGCUGGAGCAUCCACCGUGUCGUCCAAUGAGCACCACCAUUCGUCUCGUGGUCGAGGUCACCAGUUACACUCAUUACAUUCCCACGAGGCAAGUGGAGGUGAAAGUGCCGAUGGAUCACGACCUGGAACACCGCUUUGUGAUGAACGACCAGAGAAUCUUCCGCCUAGUGAACCCCGACGAAUACCCACUAGUCGAACGUACAACCAGGAACCGUUAAGUUUACCAUUACCACGAUUUGCGAUACAGUUUCUGCAGCAAUAUCGGUUGCAAAACCAAUCACAGUUACAAUCAUCAACGACUUCAUCCUCGACGUCGAUGGUUGCUGUUUCGACGCACUCUUCAACUAAUGCUCUGCUUGGUUCAUCACUACAGCAAGCUUUUUCGUCGUCGUCGUCAUUUCCUGCCGUUCCCGGCUCUUCGGUACAGUCUCAAAGUGCUUUAAGCUCUUUGAGUUCCGCGUCGUCCAGUGCUGCUAUAAGUGGUUCAACUUUACAUGCAUCAAAUUCUAGUCUAUUAAACAACACGCUUUCGAGUACCCCGCCAAUGCACCCUUCCAAGCUGUCGCUGGUGAUACCACCGAGUUUGGGUUCAGGGAACAAUACAGCAACUGAAAAUACCCAGGCAUCUACCAGUUGUGCGACAAACACUUUGGAACAUGGAGAUCAAGCACCUGCCAGUCCUUUGAGAGCGCCAUCUGUCAGUUCUAAUUCAAGCGAUUCUGACGGUGGUCCCUCAAUCUCACCAUCUUUGGAAGAGAGAAUAAACCGGCUAGAUGAGAUGUAUGAAAAAUGGUCUGGUAACAGCCAAACUCGGUUGAAUAAUGCAACAUCCGAUCAUCAUUUCGGUGAACGACAUCACAACCAUGCUUUGUAUCUACAUAAUCAUAUUGGUUCCGGUGCAACGUCUGGUAGCCUCAAUCAAUCACCCGUUUCUAAUGUUUCAUCAUCUUCUACAUCAUCUUUCCGACACAAGUUUCUUGAGCUUGAUGUACAUGAAGUCCCUCCAUCCGAUAUAGUAAAGUCGGUUCUCUCACGAAAAUCAAUCUUUGACGAAGAUCUCAAACGGUUGGAAAACAUCAGUGACAAAUACGAACCGGGUGUGUUUACUAGUUACACCAAAAAUACUGUUAAUUUCAACGCUACUGGUUUAGUGAGUUCAGCAACGGUGUCGCCAGUGAACACUAUUUUGGCAUCGCAGUCUCCUCUGCAUGCCCUAAAAGCCCAGACACCACCAGCAACAAGCUUGCAACGGCUAGGCAGCAGUAGCACUUCUGGAUCACCUAUGAAUAGUCCGCAGCCGUAUAACAGUCCAAAUCCUUCAGUGAAGUCUAGUUUACAAUAUCCGUUUCCAAGUCACCCACCUACGAUGCCGUCAGUAGCUGUCACUGCAUCUGCUCCCAUGGGUGCGGCCCAUACGACGUUAUCUGUGACGUCACCAGUAACAACUAAUGCAGUUACAACUCUUACCGGUAGCACUGCUGGAACGAUCACCACUUCCCAUUGUCCUAGCAACACUCCGUUCACCGUUUCUUCCUCUCCUUCGCAUAUAUUCACCAGUGCAACAAGCAAUUCAGUGACCUCUGUUCCGAUUAAUAGUUGGGCGAUAGCCUCAAGUAGUCACUCCGGUACGACGGCACCAACAACAACACUGUGCAGGAGUAAUUCGGCUAUCCUAACCAAUAAACCAAAGACCAAUGUUUUAAACAAAAGUAUUAGUUUAACGGAAAAAGCAAGUACAAAUAUUAGUAGUAACAACAAUAAUAACUUAACGUGUAAUAGUAAUAACCUAACGAGUACUAGCAGUAGUUGUAACACUAGCAUAAAUGAAUCAUCUGCAACGGUAGCAACUACGAACACUAUUGCAACGACAACGAGCAUAACAACACUGAAAGUAUCCUCAACGAUCUCUUCUUCUUCUUCAUCGACAUUGCCAAUCGAAGUGACUACUGUGGCUACUGAUGCCACGUCGGUCGCACAGCAAACGGAUUCACUAGUAUCAACAGGUGCCAGUUCUUCUAUCAACUCUACCGCCACCCCGAGGUUGCAACCAUCUUCAGCUUCAAACUCUAAUAAUCCCAAAAACGCUAUACAUACGACAGCUCCGCCUGGUAGUACAAAUUCCGGUACAAUUAGAUCGAACAAUAUACCGACAAUUUCAACGAACACUUCCACAGAGGGGGUACAGCAGCAUUCCAGUAAUUCUAAUACUAACAACAAUGGCAGUAACAGCAGCACUAGCAAUAGCGAAAAAGAGGAUAGACACAGUAGCAAUGGCAGUUCCGGAACUAAGCAUCACAAAGAUAGACGGAAACUCUCGACGGCUUCCUCAUGUUCGACAAGCUCCACAGGGUCGUUUACGCCAACUACCUCCUCGAAUCAUUCUCUAUUGUUAGAAUCAAAACCGUGUGAAACCUCGCUUAAAGAUGAGAGUCAUUCCCAGUGUCACCACCAACCAUCACUCCCGGUUAGUGGAAACCCUGGUGGAACAUACAAUAAACAAGUGAAAUCAAACCAUCUUCACAGUCACAGGCAUUCCUCUGACAGUUCAAGUAGCAUCAGUAGCAAUACAACUUCGGGUGUUUCUUCUAAAGGUGGUCACAAUCGAAACGGUUCGGAUGAUGCGAAUGAGUUCGAUCGACUAAAGUUGGAAGUAUCGGUGAAUAACGUCAAUCUAAAAAGUGGGUGCUUAAGUCGCAAGGAAAAAGAUGUGCAGGAUCGCGAGGCAUCGGAUAAAGAGUGCACAGUUCAAGAAUCACAUUUAUCUAGAGAGAAAGAAGACCUGAAGCGUGCUUUAGAACAUAAAGGCAAAGAACAUGAGGAACAGAGGCGUAAACACAAGGAAGACAAUGAACGGAAUGAGCAGGAAGAACGUAGCAAACCGACGGAGAAGGAACACAAAUCGCUUAAAGAACGAGACGAGAGGGAAAAGGCUGAUCGUGAGAAACGCGACAGGGAAAAGAUGCGGUUACAUUACGAGUCGCCGCUUGAAACACUGGACUCCGAGAGCAAUAUUUCAACUAGAAAUGCAUGCGACGAGUUGGUGAACCAUCUGCAAAAAGAACGCCGUGAUACCGUCAGUUCUGGAGGAAGUUCAUCACCUGUUCGAAACUCAUCUAAACGUAGACUGAGCUCUCAGGACAGUAAUGAUUCUCCCAUGGAAGAACCCAACGCGCUUAAGAAGCACAAGCAGGACAACCAUGAGAGUGACCAUAUUCCCGUACGAAAAGACUCUGGAAAAGAGGGAAAGAAAGAAAAGCAUCAUAAGAGUUACUCGCGUUCUGAGAAAUCGUGCAAAUCCUUUGGCAUAACAUCCGUACAAUCAGAAAAAUCAGUUCCACAAGCGAAUGUUUUAAGCAGCACAGGUAAAAAUGAUAAUUUAGACGAAAAGCAGCAGUUUAUCUUAGAAGAACGGCGUAAAGAAAUAGUUUUUUCGACAGAAGAACAAAUGCAGCAGAGUCAUCAUCAUAAAAAGAAGGAUCGCUACCAUGAAAAGCAUAAAUCUAAAAAAGAACGAGACGCAUUCAGAGAUAAAGAAAAUACACAGAAUGUUAAUUUCACUGUGGAACAUUUUGCUGACCAUCGCUCCACUAGUGAUGAAGAGGAACAUGCGCGUGUUCACCAUAAGAAAGAACGAAAAAGUUCGAAAGACUACAGUAAACGUUAUCAUAGCGAAAGUGGUAUAGACUAUAAAAAAUACGAUCGCAAACUGAGUCGAGCGGAAUCUUCUGCAGACGAAGAAGGCAAAAGAAAAAAGAGUCAAUCAAAUAAUCGUAUAAAACCGAUUAACAAUAGUUCGGAUACGGAUGACUCAGACGAGCCCAAGAAGCAUUCGAUUUUUGAUAUCCCAGACGAAGGACCUAACAUCUCAAUGUAUGACAAAGUAAAAGCACGGUCUUGUAAGAACAUGCAAAAGCAAGAGGAAGAGAAAAAAAUUAAAGCGAAAUUCUCCAAGUUAAAACAAAGUCGGGCAAAGCGUGAAGGAAAGAACCGCUCCAAGAGUUGGGACGAAGAUUCCGACACGGAUGGUAUGAAUUCUGAUACCACGAUAAACAGCAAAUACAACUCUAAGGAUCAACAUAACAAAAGUGGCAUCACAACUUCGGAUGACGAGGAACAUUUGCCCACGACACCACGUAUUAGACGGCAAACGAAGGACCAUCUCCUCACUGAUUCGGAAGAGGAACAUAGUCGCAUUCGAAGUAAUCGCGACCGGCUGAAUAAUCUGUGUGACGACGAAAGUUCCGAAGGCGAUCAAUCGCAUAAGCGUGCACCUCAUACGCCACGACGCUCUUCUAGUGAGAAAAAAGCGUCCCGCAAAAACUCACGAUCAACUAGGAUACAAUCAGACACUGAUUCCGAAGACAAUGGAUCCCUAUCCCGUCGUAAACAUUCUGCUCAUGGAGAUCGAGAAGCUGAGUAUCACAACGCCGUGGAAGAUGAUAGUAAGUCUCAUACUUCUGUGCAAAAUAUCGAUUCUUUGAUAAUCAAACAGGAAAUUAAAAGUGAAGAAGACAUAACUCAAGAAGAACUUGGUGCUAAGGUUGCUGUCAAAGUCGAAACAAAGGUGCAGCCUCCUUCGGCCUUGAUUACCAGCGAUGUGUCGGACGAUGAUGUUGUUAAGAGCGUCGUCAAAUCAGAAUUUAUUCCAUCCACUAUGAUAAAAAAAGAGUUGGUGGUUGAAGUUUCGCCUUAUACUAACAAAUGCUUAGAGCAACUUUGCGAUUCAGUUUCUUCUGAGAAUGAACCGACUACAGGAACUGUGACUGAUGCGGAUAAGAAAAAUGCUAUCAAUACUGCGGUUGAUCAGCUAAUUUAUGAUCAUUCAGAUGCAAAGAAAAAACACAAGAAAAAACAAAAGCGUCACAAAACAAUGGAAUGCUCGGAGGGAGACAUGAAAGGCGAAAAGGUACAAUCUCCGGCUGACAGUAGUGGGCUGAUCAGCGAAAUUUCCAAAAGAAAUAAUGAUGAACAAAUUUAUGCUAGCUCAAAGAAAAAGCAUAGCGGUAAGAAAGAUAAACGACGAGAUCGUACCAAGGAGGAGUAUGAGAAAUCGAGUAAGUCGAAGAGGUCCAAAAACAAACAUAAAGAAGGUAGUAAAGUUACAGAGCUUGCUACAGGUAAUACCAAGCGUGAGGACAAAAUGGAAGAUAUUUUUGGCCCAAUUUCUGAUGAGGAGUCGCAGCAUUCAUCGGUGGAAACGGAGUCCUCAGUUAAGCAUGAGUCAAUUGAUGAGAAGGCCAGCAUUAAGGAAGAAUCAAAGCAGCAAGAAAGAGGUGCUGGUGAAAAUGAGUUAACGGUAAAGGAAAAAGCUAAAGAGGAGUCGCGUAGAAGAAGGGAACGGAAACGUCGGGAACGCGAAAAGAUCAGAGCUGAGAUGACUAUGAAGGAAGAAGAAAAUAGUGUCGAUCUUGAUGAGGCUGGCCGAGCUCUUGAAGCUCAAUUGAUGAGUGAUUCUGAUCAGAAAGCUGACGAUGCGUCACCAACGUCAACAACUGCAACCAGUGGUAAACGAUCAUCUGUUGAUGUGAUGGAUGUGUUUCGUUUCACAGAUGGCGAUGACAGUAUGGAAACAUCCUUUAGUGAGAAGAAAGAAUCGGACCAUAAUCGCAGAGAAAAGAAAAAGAAGAAAAAACGCGGGAAAGAUGAAAAGCACAAGCACCAUCAUAACAGUGGUGGCAGUAGUAAUCACUCGAAUCCACCGACAACUACGCCCUUCACACCUACUAAUAGCAAGUUAUCGUUGGAUAUAAUAUCAGCGCAGCAGGAAGAUUCUAAGCAUAAUCUAAGUAAACAAUCGCCGAGUUUACCAUGUCUGCUGGAGGACAGUCCGCCGUGUAUAAAUCGGCAAUCAGCCCUUCCAACAUCGGUGCAGAUUUCAUCUGGACAUUUGUCUCCAACUACGCCAAUUGGUCAUGAAAUAGCAUGUUCUACUCCUACAAAACAGAUAGACGCAGAAAGUAUAUCAUCAACCAAUGAAGAUAGUCAUUUGGCGAGACAUCCCGAUAUAAACUCUUCUCAACAGAUGCGAAAAUCUGAAAAAAUGAUUCCAGGCUUCAGAGAGAUCGAUCAGCAAUUGCACGAGAAAGCCGUACAAUCUAUCUCGGGUGAAUUCAUCACAGAGAAAACCGAAAAAGAUGAUCCGAAGAUUUCGGAUGUUGACAGCUCGCUUAAAGAGAAAUCGGAGGACUCGAAAGUAGAAGAAAAAUCACGAGCUGUUAUUUCUCAAGAAGAAACGGAGGAUGCAGUUGCGGCUUUGCUUGGUGAGAGCUUUGGAACAUCAAAUACUCCGGAUUUUUCAAUAGACUAUUCGCUCGAUCCAGUCGAAGAGUCGUCUUCUCAAUUGAAUGCUGAUCCAGCUCAAAUUCCUGAGGAGGACGAUGAAGAGAUGAAAAAGGCUAUCCUGAGUUUGAAUACGGAAGAACACAUCAAACUUGAUAUGAAACCUGAUACUCCGCAGUCCGAACAUGAUUUACAGAUCGACACCGAUACAGAUGAUGCAGUAGAUGAAGAACACCCGGCUAGUUUGCCACGCUUUGAUAAUCCACCGAAGACACCAGAUGUGGAUCUGAGCCAAAUCGGCAAGCCAUUUUCGGACGCCGGGAAUACUGUUUCUGCUCCUAAUUCUGCGAAAAAAGAAGAUAAAUUGGAAAUGCCGGACACCCCGGGCAAAAAUGUUCCCAUUGGAAACCUUGCACCUCCAACUGCAUCAAAAGAAAAUGCAACAGUAUCAACUGUGAUUGCCAAAGUUACGCAUACAACUACAGAAGCCACUGCUCUCAAAACGACAGUAACAGUUACUAAACCAACCGUUUCGCUUCAGGCUCCUAUAAUUGUACAAAGUCAAAAGAUUCCAACAUCGUCUAGCAUAGUUACUGGCAAAGAUGUCUAUAAUAAAACAGCUCCGGCAGUGGCUUCAACAACCAAAUCACCAACCAUAUUCACAUCUGCUGCGUCAUCAAUUCAAAGCAAAUCUAUAUCGAGUGUGUCACAGAAACCUGCAUUGGUAGGCGUUCAACCAGGCCAAGCCCAAACGCCACCGCAAAUUCGUCAUCAGUAUAUUAUGCAAGCUCCUCCCACAAUAAAUAUACCAGAGCAGCACACCGUGUAUCACACCAUGGACACUGUGAUGUCUCCACGUGGACCGAAUGUGAGUGAUCCCAGAGUGCAUUCUCCUAAGCUACAAAUUCAGCCAAACACACCUUUUAUGCGAACAACAUCACCAACAGCAACUAGUCCAAAUGUAUUGCGUCCUCAGUCAAUGCCUAAUCGUAAAUCACCACAACUCAGUCCUGUUUUGAGUUCACAUCCUAUGAUUAUCCAUCAAACAAGCGGACAUAUCUUAAUGUCAUCGACAAGCCCAAAUAAUCAGUUUGCAAACAAAACAGGACAAAUGACUCAGUCCACGCACACUGGAGCACGACUCCCUAUUGGAACGCAGGUGAAGACAGUUCCAUCUACGCAGAAGACAAAUGAUCAAGUGUUGGCCAAACAGAACAUUAGUUCAUUUAGUAUGGCUCCUGGAACACGAAUAGUAACAACAAUGACAAAUACUGCAUCUACUUUGCCAAUCAUUGGCAAUGAAAUAACCGGUACAGCGGGAUCGGGAGUCAAAAUAUCCGUGCCUCCUGCAACGAUGCCUGUUACAACUUAUGUAAUUCACAACACAAAAACAUUAGAGUCAGGUCAAAAACCGGGAACAUCAGCUAAAACCAUUAUCCAUCAACAGCCAGUUUACAUUCAACACGCUGUCAAACAGUUUGUUCCACAGCAACCACUAUCGAUAGUACAAGCACAAACGGGAGCCAAUAUCCAAUCUGUUCGACAAAUUACGCCACCAAUUGUGUCAACAACAGCGAGCAAUGUCAUUGUUGCUAGGCAGAAGGAAGAUAAUAAAAUCCAAAAUUCUAUUAGUACGAUAACCUCGAAUCCCAGUGUUCACCCUGAAAUAUCCGCAGAUGUUUCGACUACCCUUGAGAGUCCUACAAGAAUGCAAGUAAAAGACAGUCAGCUGGCUAGUGAGCAGCCUAAACCAGCAGCAGAUGAUCAAAUAGCGGUUCCGAGAGAAGCAAAAUCAAAUUCCGCAUCAGCGACAUCUGUAACAGAUGAAGGAAAAGCUUUGCCAGAAUCUAUGUUGACAGAGGAAAAUGUGGCCAAAAUUCCCGAUAAUUCUAGUGGCAGCAAUGUUCUGGGAAUAGAUCAGGAAGAUCAAGAAGGAGAUUCCAAAGAAGAUAGUGAUUAUUGGUCUUCUAAAGACACAAUUAUUGAUUCAGUCAUCAAAAAAGUGGAUGCAUUAUGUUCGGAGGACGAUGCUUCCGAAGGUGGUUCCGAACUGAACAAAGAAGACUGGACCAACCGAGAGGAUAAAUCAAAGGUAUCAUCUGUCAACAGUGGAUCCAAUAUAAGCGGGGAAAAUGUUGUCGAUGCCGCUAAACCGGAUGAAACACAUAAUAAUGCACAAGUUUCAAAAUUGGACGAACCACCGGAAUUGAAACAGAGCCCCAUGUCAUCAUCUACAGCAGAUAAAUCUGCUAAUGCCUCAAUGGUAAGCAAAUCGACACGUUCCAGUGAAUCAGAUACGACUUCAGCAGCAGAGGAACACAGUAUCGACCAGCUAACGCUUGAAAAUGUAGUACAGGAUAUCUCCGCUCGAGGCGGUAAACGUGGCGGUCGUCGUGGAGGAAGGAAGGUGUCUGAAAGUAUGGCCACUCCAGCCAAACCACCUCUAGUGGAGAAAACGCCGGAGACAGAAGUAAGCUCGGUUUCAAAAAGAGGCGGUAAAACUGGAGCAAAAAGAGGACGCGGUGGCGGCAGAGGUGGUAGCAAUCGAGGGGGUCCUGCGCCCGUACAGUCCUCCAUUACACCGGAUGGCAAAGGUAAAACAUCUAACUCUGGAUCAGAUGUCUAUGAGUUCCAUGAUGAUUCGGGAGAAGAAGUGGCGUCUGGUGAUAAACAAGCAACUGAUACUCGACCAAGGUUAAUAAUGACUAUCAAAAACCAACCACCAGUCUCUACUGUUGCCACCACUGGUAACUUGGGUACAGCCCCAGUGACCAGCACUGCCCCAUUGAUUUCUACCGCUGUGAGCAGUGCUACGACAAUAAAUAUUCUGGCGAAUCCUCAGCUGCAACCAACCACAUCUUGUCCUGCAACUCAACCGCCAGUGGAGGUUCAAAGUAUUCCCGCUCCAGCUACCGAUAGCUCAAAAGAAGAGUUUGUUCAUCCUUUGGGAAAUACAAGAAAAUCACGACGUUUGUUAGAGAAAGAUGGACGCACUACAGUUGAUGAUAUUAUCGAAGACGUCAUUCGGAAUGGUCCAUCAUUGGGGGUUACAUCUCAUCCAGUGUCAGCCGUACCACAGCAAUCACAAACAUCAGUUAGUCAGCAAUUUCAACAACAGGCUGCAAUGCCUGCCAGUGGUCCAGCCGGAACGAUUCUGCCACCGCAACAGCCACCAUUACCUUCAACUGGUGAUGACUUUUCCGCACAAUCGGCAGCUCGAAGACAUACCAGGCAUAUGACACCGACAGUUAACGUUCCUAUAACUGAUGCUCGUAAAUCACCACGUGCAGGUCGGAAGGGUAAAGAUCGCAAAAUAUCUGAGAGUUCAGUCGAUAGCAAUGACGAAAAAUCGACGGGACCAAUGGUAAGACCCAUGCAGAUCGAUGCGAAGGUUGAUGAAAAGUCAGUUGCCGGAACUCUUACUGCAACCACACCGAUAACUCCGAGUGUGCCAGUUACUCGACCGAACGAGACAGCUUCACUUGCAGAUAAGAUGAUGACUAAAGAGAAAUCGAAGUCAUCCGAAGAAUUCAAACCUGACAUGAAUCCUAUCGCACCAUCGACAAACUCACUAACCUUGAUAGAUCCAGUUACUGGUGAGCUAACGGUAAUGCGAACGGGCAAAGAAGGUCAGUAUGUACCAAUGGCUAAUGCUCCGCAACCACUCAAGAAAGUAAUUGCAGCUGCAGUCAACGCUCAAAAUGUGGCAGAUCAAUUGAAAAGUACAACUUCGUCACCUACACCUCCCAUUUCGGCAUCAGCGUCACCAAUUCCGAAUCGUGUACCAACGCCUGGAACUGUGCCAUCACCUGGAAUUACCCGAGUACCGACGCCCAAUACAACGGUAGCACCUCAUCCACAUCAGCCAUUGGAAACACAUAAGAUAUCCACAUCGAUGGUUGUCAAGCAAAGUAGUCCACUGCCAUUGACUUCUCAAAGCUCGACUAUUCCGGCUACUACUGUGGUUAUACCAUCACCACACACCAGUGCAACAGGAACUGUUGUGAUACAGCAAGGUCUUUCAAAUGUACAACCUCAGACUGUCGUUCAACAUGGUUCAGCUAAGCCACAUACUCUAAAGGCGCAUGUUCUGAGCUCGCAACAACAGAUGAUGCAACAACAACAACAGCAACAACAGGCACCAUCUAACAAGCCGUAUCAACAGUCAACCUCACAGCAGCCACAGAUUGUGUAUAAGUCGAUACCAGUACAACAACCAGGAGCUAUUCAUACAACCACUGGGAAGCAAAUUCAUCCAAGCACAAACAUCAAAUUACCGUCACAGCAAGGAAUGCAUUCUCAGGCCGCACCGCCUCAACAAAUUAUAAUUCAGAACACAAUACCCCAGCAGCAACAGCAAAUGACAAUCAAUAAACAUACGCUCAUCAACAAACAGCCUCAACAACAACAGCAACCACAUCAAACUGCUAUUCAUCACCCACCUGGUAGUGGAAAUUUGUUAAUCAACAUACCGCAAAACAUGCAUCAACUUGGAAACGUGCCAAUUUCUCCGAGACUACCUCAGCACCACCAAGUAGUGAUUGCCGGUACAAAACCCGGUCAAACCGGACCGCCCGUUGUUAUGCAACAAACACAAGCACCACAUUCAUCACAAGUUAUUAACAAGCAGCAAACCCCGAUACAAUCAGGACAGCAAUCUGGCACACAGCAAAUUAUCAUUCAUAGUGCCAAGAUCCCUUCUGGCCAUCAACAGCUUCCAGCGGGCUACACAACUGUGCUUCAAACUGGAGGAAAAAUUAUCCACCAAGGUCCUAUUCAGCUGGGACCCCAGCAGCUUGGUCAAGGUUCAAUCCAACAGCAAUCUAUCAGCGUUCCCGGUAAGCAUGCAACCCAGACGAUUCAAAUCUCCGGACCCAGUACAGGUGGAGGUAUUCCGCUACACUAUCAGAAUCCACCUGGGCCACAGCAACCAACGAUUGUGCACAAGACCAUCACCACCGUUCACAGCAAUCACCAACAGGUUAAACUUCAACAGCAUACCCAUCACAAAGUUGGAGCACCUGAAACGCUUGUUCAUAUGCAACCAAGUGGUCAUCUUAGUGGAAAAACAAUGGUACAACACAACGUUCCUGGUAAAUUGACAUCGCAACCUCAACAGUUGGCGAGCCAAAAUCAACCGUUAGGGUUGGGAAAAGUGAACCAUGUGAUAUCUACCCCACCGGUAUCCAGUGGUAAUCAGCAACCACCGCAACAACAACCGUCACAAUUACUAACUAUACAACAACAGCAAGGCGGCAAAGGAAUUGGGUCCUCGCAUCUGCACCAGACGACGCAAAUUUUGACCGGAGCCGUUGCAAGUCCACCACUGAAGCAAUCUCAUAUGCAAAGCCAGCAGCCAAUUGUUGCGGGAGCAAGCAGUGGGCGGGUGGCAAUACCGUCCAUUAGCCCGCAAGGUCAACAACAGUCAGGUCAGACUCCGCAGUCACAACUCGGAUCACAUUUACGGCAUGUGCAACAAUCGGGAUUAAAUGUGUCCUCUCAAGUUGCAUACGAAGCCAACCCGCACGGAGAUUUGAUCGGAUUCAUCGCUCGAGGGCAAAGCCCUCCUCCGGCACAUCAACAACAGUCAUCACCAAUUACACCGACCGAUGCCACUUUCCGUGGAGGAAUGCCUCGAGAUUACGUCAAGUACAUGUAUGGCAGAAGUAAUAUUCAUAUACCAAGUCGAUCGCCAUUACUACCCGGGUCGGCCGAACAGCGUGAGCUUUCCGAGAUCGAGGAAACAGUUGCAGCUAGCCCUCCUUUGGAACUAAGACGCCCAUCUAGUGGACCACGCCCCUUGACAACUGCUGUACCUCACAGCCUGCAAAGCCCCGGAGAUAGGUCUACAGAUUCGCCGCAAGUGGCGCAGGUAUACAUAGGAAGUGCACGCAUACCCCAUACAUACUCGGAUUCUCUGAAUACUCGUUUCUACGAUCCUGUAGCUGGAGGUCCUAACGCUCCACCGCGUUCACUGAGCGCUGAGCCCCCUCCAGCUCAUCGACCACACAAUCUAUCGACAUCCAGCGGAGGAUUCCCGGCGGGCUCCUAUCCUGGAACACCUAGUCAAACACCACCUCCGCCAUCACCGGCGAAUCUAUCGCAACAACAAGUUCAGCAACAACAGCUGCAGCAACGUGAUAUGCAGCAACAGCGAGAUCGCGUUCCAGUACAAGGCCAUACCCCAAUAACGCCCAUUUCCGCAGGGCCGCUUCCAGCACAUACCGGAGGUAUUACAGCGGUUCUAUCGCAACCGACUUCAGCAGCAGCUGGUAGAGGUAAAGGCCAAAUCGCUACUCCACCAAUUGGAGGUCCAGUAGCAGCACCAACACAGAGUGACUCGUUGGAAGCAUUAUUACAGCGAUAUCCGGUGAUGUGGCAGGGCUUAUUGGCACUCAAAAACGACCAAGCUGCAGUACAGAUGCAUUUUGUCCACGGUAACCCAGGUGUUGCUGGUAGCUCGCUGCCAAGUAAUAGCGACGGAACGACGCCCCCGCUGCGAAUUGCACAGCGAAUGCGGCUUGAACCAGCACAAAUUGACGGUGUCGCAAGAAAAAUGCAGGUGGACCAAGAACACUGCAUGUUACUUGCCUUGCCCUGUGGCCGUGACCGUAUGGACGUAGUUCAGCAGCAGAACAAUUUGCAAACCGGAUUCAUCACUUACCUACAGCAGAAACAGGCGGCCGGUAUCGUGAACAUUGCUGCACCAGGCAGUUCCCAGGCCGCCUACGUGGUGCAUAUCUUUCCGUCAUGCGAGUUCGCUAAUGAAAAUCUAGCGCGUAUCGCACCGGAUCUAAUGCACCGGGUGGCGAACAUUCAGUAUCUACUGAUAGUAAUUGCCACAGUGUAAAAUGACUUAACAAUCCUGAACUGAAGUAAUUUGUAACUGACGUUGACAUCAUGUAAUGGAAGCAAAGCAACGUUCAAACGUUCGCGGGAAAGCUACGAAUUGAUCUCAUUAAAUUACUGAUUUACUAGUACUACUAGCGAGAGAAAAGAGACAAACUGAAAGAAAAAGAGGCAAAUGAUAAGGCGAGAAUGAAGUUGUACCCUAAACCGUUCAUGAAAGCAGUGAUAAUUUAGGUUUUUAAAGUCAGAAAGACAAGUUGGGAGAAGGUAGAGAUAGUGCAGAUGAUAAGAGAUGCUAGUGUUGAGCAUAAGUUGUUGAAUAAUAUGUUAAGAAAGAGAAAUAAAAGUGGUAAUUUAUAAGAAGCUAUUGAUAAAUGGUUAAAUAAUCUUAAACAUAACUGCAAAAAUAAAACUUGCUAGCGAUAAAAGAGAAGAAAAAAAAAGAGAGCCAGAGAAGUACAGAAAAGCCACCAAAAAGCUGUUUCUAAUUCAUAUAUGACAGUUUCAGUGAUGAUUUGGAAAACGAUUUUUCUUUGUUUGUCCACGCAAAAUUGCGUGGGUAGGGAUGACGUCUACGUGAAAACUGUGAUUUUGAUCAUAAUUUUUAAGUAUUAUGAACUCUUUAAAUUGCAAGAGGAAAAAGCACGCAAAACAAAGAUACAAAAAAAGGAAAGAUCGGAAACGCGCCAAGCGACAUGUUGAGUAAUUGUAAUUGCUUUUCUUCCGUUAGAUUUUGGUCUUUGUACUUUUAGUCGCGAUUCUGUGACUAUUCUAGAGAAGAGUUUCACUUCUAUAAUCCCUUCUUAUCACUAAUUUAUUGACUAUUGUUUUUUGUUAACGAAUGUGUAAAAUAGAUUUGCAGUUUUUUCGGUUUUCGAAGAAUUAACAAACACCUGAAUUUGUCGUAAUGCGGAGAUGUCGUAUAAUAUUUAUAUUAUUUGUAUAAAGAGUAAGUGUGUAAUUGUUGAAGCUGCGGAGCUAGAAUUACAAAUACACACACACACACGAUGAAGAAGAAAAAGAACAAAUGGGGAUAACACUGUAUAAUAUACAAUUAUUGUAUAAGUUAUUGAUAAAAACUCAUGGUAGUGAACAAAACCUAUAACUGUUUCUAAAUAUCGUUGAGGACGGAAUAGAAGAAAUCUGUGUCAAAUAUUACACAGAUCAACGAAACGAGAGUAAAGUUUAAUGCUGGUAACGUGAGUUUCCUACGACUAUGCGUUAUUGUUUCAGUUUUAAGUAAGAAGGUGUAAUUUAGGGUUUAGCGAUAAAUGAAGUUUUUUUCGAUUGUAAAUAUAAUCUUAACAAAUGAAAAACAAGGUAAAAAUAGUCGCUAAAUCGAAAAUCUUUAAAGACCUAAGCAGUUUUAGUGAGUGUGUGUGAAAGAGAACGGCAAAUUGGGGUUGAAGCUAAAAAACACACGUUUAAAUACCCACUAAAUUUCAAGAACAUUAAAAAUCAAUAAUUGUAUAUAUGCCACGAGGGAAACCAAGCUGUUAAAAAUAUUAAAAUCAUAACAAUCAUGAUCGUUUACAAGAAGGUAUAGAAAGCAUUGAAUGUGGGAAGUGUCUUCUUUUUUCUUUACACUUGGGAAUGCUUUUUCCGUAUGGAUAGACUCUCUUGAGUUGCACUACGGAAUCAGCCUGUGGGUCUGCAAAAUCUGAUGUGCACAAAACUCAAACGUGUGGAAAAAUCUACUCCAUAACGUAAGAGUUAUACAUUUUUGGCAGCUCUAAAAAAUAAGUUGUUUUCUUGCUCUUUCGUAUUUAUCUUUGGUGACGAAUGGUGAACUUUUAUAUGAUGUAGAUGUAGAAAAGGAAACCAAAUCCAUUGCUCAGUAAACUGGCAGGAGAAAUGCUCAUCCGCCGUUGUAAAACCAUUAUAAGAAAAAAAGGUUAAUAACUGCAAGAAAAUUCAAUACAAAAAUGAUAGCAAAUAAAAUCAUGCCGAAAUAAUGACUUUGGUGAAAAUGAACGCAUCAGAAUUCAGAAACAGAAUAAUAUGUAAUAUCGAAGAAAUAUUUAGAUAGCAAAAUUAUAUAUGUACUCUACGUAAAAUUCGCGACAAAACAAUGAAAACAUAAAAUAGAUUACUGAACAUCAACAUGCAAACUAGCAAAUACGAAGAACUGAAUUCGAUCUAGCAAAGAGCACAGCUUUUUCGCCGAUUUCUCUCGCUGGUGCUCUCGUUUCAAGAGUCCUUUUACAUAAAUUACCCAACCAUCUUUUACUAGGCACUGGAGACGUCAUCAAUCAACACACAAGCAGAAAAGUAACUUACCUAAUAGUUGGAGAAGCUACAAAACACAGAAAAUAAUAAUAGAGAAAACAAUUGGAAAGCAGCGAUCAAAUAUCUAGUAGAAAUAUCAUCAAUAUAAAGCGAAGCGGUAAUCAGUUUAAAAAUAGAAUCCCUGCAAAAAAAAACGAUGAAACACCCAAUUAAUAGCCACACAUACAAAGACACACACAAGCAUGGGCAAGAAACUGUAACAUUAGAUUAAAGCUGCUGUAAAUGGAAAAACCUACAACACACACACACCCACAAAAAUACGAUUAUUUAAGAAGAAAAAAAGAAAAAUGAAAAAAAGUUGAAACAGCGUAAUAUUAUUAUUAACUGAUUGUGAUCAUCAUAAAUGAAUAUAAUGUACCUUUUUCUGUAUAUUUUGUACAUAUUGAUUAUAAUUAAUGAUUAAAAUUGCAAGAAUAAAAUAUUUAAAAAAUUA